UGCUCACUUCGGGCCGGGGCGCGGGAAGGUGCUGGUGGUUCCUGGGGCUGAGCGUCGUCGGAGCUGAGCGGCCAGAAGGACAGGACUCGCCCGCCGGCCACAUCCCGGGCCGGCCUCCAUCCACCGCGUGACGGGUGCCAUCCUCGGGCCCGCCAUCCCCGCGCCGUCGCCGUCGCCGCCGACCUCGACCUCCAAGAACCGCGGAAAGAAUCACAUGAACUUGGUCCUCGUCUCCCCCUCAGCCCUCCACGACGUAGAAGGACACCGUGGCCCUCAGCCUCGAGGCGCCGGGGAGGCUGGGCGAGAGACCUCCGUCCCGCGGCCUGCAGAGCGCCCCGUCGCGGAGACCCGAAACCCUCUGGAUCCCAGGGUCACUCCUCCACUCCCGACAUCGCUCUUGGCCUGUGCACGAGCCCUGUUCUGACUCUCUGCCUCAGAGAGGAUCAUGCAGCUGGAGAUCAAAGUGGCCCUAAACUUCAUCAUCUCCUAUUUAUACAACAAGCUGCCCCGGCGCCGGGCAGACCUGUUUGGGGAGGAGCUAGAACGGCUUUUGAAAAAGAAGUAUGAAGGCCACUGGUACCCUGAGAAGCCAUUGAAGGGUUCCGGCUUCCGCUGUGUCCACAUUGGGGAGACAGUAGACCCCGUGGUGGAGCUGGCUGCCAAGCGGAGUGGUCUGGCAGUGGAGGAUGUGCGUGCCAAUGUGCCCGAAGAGCUGAGUGUCUGGAUUGACCCUUUUGAGGUGUCCUACCAGAUUGGUGAGAAGGGAACUGUGAAAGUCCUGUACCUGGAUGACAGCGAGGGGGGUGGUGCCCCAGAGCUGGACAAGGAGAUCAAGAGCAGCUUCAACCCUGAUGCCCAGGUGUUUGUGCCCAUCGGCAGCCAGGACGGCUCCCUGUCCAGCUCUCCGUCUCCGUCCUUUGGCCAGUCGCCCAGCCCCACCUUCAUCCCCCGGUCCGCCCAGCCUGUCACCUUCACCACUGCCUCCUUUGCUGCCACCAAGUUUGGCUCCACGAAGAUGAAGAAGGGCGGCGGGGCGUCCGGUGGGGUGAGUGGGGCUGGCGGUGGGGCGGGUGGCCAGCAGCCACCACAGCAGCAGCCUCGCAUGGCCCGCUCCCCCACAAACAACCUGCUGAAGCACAAGGGCCUCUCUUUGUCUAUGCAUUCACUGAACUUCAUCACCGCCAGUCCGGCCUCCCAGUCUCAGCUCUCACCCAAUGCCAAGGAGUUUGUGUACAAUGGCGGCAGCGGCGGCUCGCCCAGCCUCUUCUUUGAUGGGGCGGAUGGCCAGGGCAACAGCACCUCGGCCCCUUUUGGGAGUAGUGGAGCUGGCACUUGCAACAGCGGCAGCUUUGACGUGUCUCAGGUGUUCGGAGGUGGCGCUAACAGCCUCUUCUUAGAGAAAACGCCCUUCGUCGAAGGCCUCAGCUACAACCUGAACGCCAUGCAGUACCCCAGCCAGCCCUUCCAGCCUGUGGUGCUGGCCAACUGAUGGUCUUCCUGUCUGCCAGGCCAGGAGCACCCACGACCACAGAACGGAGAAAGGAGAGGCCAAACAAAGGAGGAAAAGAAAACUGUACAAGAGAUUCCAAUCUUCUCAUUCUCACAUCUAGGAAAAAGAUCCGCCGCCGCGGCACGGAGUAGGAGGGGCUCCCCAAGCGGAAGUCGUGUCUGGCUCCGCCCCUGACUAUUUCCUGCCUGCCUCUGAUUUCAUUUGGUUGGUUUGGGGUUUGUAGUUUUUUCUUGUUGUUAUAUGUAGUUUUCUAUAUGACAUCUUUAAUUAGUGGUUUCCUGGGCUAAGAAUGGUCCAGAUGUGAGUUGCUGCCCCCUCUCGCCUUCAUGCUCCUUUGGGAUUGGUGUGUUCAGGCCCACAGGGAAAGAAGAGCAGCAGCUGGAACCAGACAGCCCCCGGAGCAGGGAGAGGCUGGCCCUGUGUCCGCGGCCUCACCUCCCCCUCAGUCUGGGUCACAGGGAGCUGCUGACUGGCCACUUGACACCCUCCCCCAAAGCUAAUACCUGUGACUAUAGGGAGGGUAGCACUUUUUUUUUCUAGUUGGAAUCCUUCUCUUCUGUCCUGUGGCCUCAUCCCUCACCCCCUCCUGGCCUGGACAAGAUAUACGUAGCCUCUUUCUCCAGUGCAGCGUUCCCUGAGCCGAGGUUAAGGUAGAGAACAGAGGUAGGGUAAGUGUAUGUGUUUCUGUGUGUGCAUUCAUGCCUGUGAGUGUGGGUGGCUUGCUGUCGUGGUCUAAAGGAGUCCAAGCCACGUGGAACUUCCCUCUCCGGGUGUGAUUCUGGGCUGCAACAAGUGCUUAGUUAUGUGCAGGGCUGGGGGAUGGGCCCAGGGUCGACUGUCCGUGUGUAAGGCUGUAGGACAGUGCAUGUGGUGGGGUGACGCGUGGCCAAGCUAGGAAGCUCCAGGGAAGCACUGCAUAAGGAACCGGUUUGCCAGACUGCAGAGGGAGCUGCACUUUCGUUUGUUUUUGACCAAAAAAUAAAAAUAAAAAAAUCUCAGAAGGGCGGGAAGAAACCCAAACCUGAUGCCUAAGAGGGGUCCCUAGACUUCAGCAACUCUGUUGUGUGACCUUAGCCCAGGGUAGGGACAGGGAGGGGAUUGGGAGCCGCUGCCUGUGGUGGGCAGUACUGAGCCUUGAAUAAGACUUUGUGAUUUGGGGUUGUAGGUGUAAAUGCAUUUGCAGCGUCUGAGAACUUCUUGGUUCCGGUCUCUUGCCCUCACCUAGCACUACUUGACCUUGAUGCUGUGAGCUGUGACCUGGGCAGACAAGAGAAGCCCUGCCCCACCCCCCUUCUCCCCAGGGACUCCCAGUGGGAACUGCUGUGGCAGUGAGUUCAGCCCAGACAGACACUGCCAACCCUCUCCUUGCGUUGGGCGCUAGCUCUACCUCCCCCCGCAGGGCAAGGCCCUGAGUUCUCAGCCCAGCACCAUCUGUUCCCCAGUCUUCUCCAGCCUGCCCUUUCUGGGCCUCCUGUUCCUUCAUCCUCGGCGCCCACACAGGUGACAGUCCCGGGUGAAGAACCUCUCUGGGACAAGCUGGGUGUUGCCUUACCCCCAUUCCCAGCCCCUCCUCCACAUGCACACUGGUACCACCUGCACCCAAGCCAGCUUGUUCCUCACACCGGGAGACUGGAGCCCAGCCCCUGUGUCUUUGGAAGUAGAAAGAAAAAUGAGUGUUCAGGAACGUGACUUCUGCACUCGGCUCUCGGCCCAGUUCAGUGUCUCAUCGCAAAUCUAGGCAUUUUUGCUUCAAUUUUAUUUUUUUUUUUUUAAGAAAAAAACAACUCUGCACUAAUUUACCUGGUUUCGUAGAAAAACUUUUUUUUUAUUUUUUACAUUUUUUGGUGUCCGUUUGUAUUGAAUAAUUUGCUACAUUUGUAAAAUGUAAGAGGUAUAUAUAAUAUAUGUAUAUUUCUAAUGUAAGAAACAUAAUUUUUUUUCUUUUCAAGAUUUUUUUCUUAAGAGGAGAGAAACCAAUAUUUUUUCAGGAAAAACAAACUUUAAAAAAUAGGAACAUAAAACCUUUUCCUCCCUUUCCCCAUCCUCUCUAUCCCUCUCACCCAGGAGCAAAACUGAAGGUGGAUUAUCUUGUUAAGAAUACCAGCUGUCAAGCCAGGCGGUGGUGGCACACGCCUUUAAUCCCAGCACUCGGGAGGCGGAGACAGGUGGAUCUCUGAGUUCGAGGCCAGCCUGGUCUACAGAGCAAGAUCCAGGAAAGACACCAAAAGUACACAGAGAAACCCUGUCUUGAAAAAACAAAAAACAAAAAAAAAAAAAAGAAUGUCAGCUGUCAGUCCAGAGUGCUGUCCUUUUCUUGAUGCUGAAGCAUCUCUCCCUAGGGGUGGGGACAGGCAUUGAGGCAGCCAUAGAGAGGAGCCCGGGAGCAGGGCGAUGACCUUUUUUUCUCUAGUGAAGGAAGAAUGCAAUCAAGACAUUUUGUAUUCAGAACGUUGUGCAAUAUUUUGGAAUGAGACAUUGGUGUGUUUAGAGAUUUAGUUUCAAAACAAAGAUUGAUCAAAUCUGUACAGUUUAUAUUGUUCCAGAUUUUUUUAAGUUUGUAUUAAAAGCAUGAUAUAUAAUA
Messenger RNA from Peromyscus maniculatus bairdii (prairie deer mouse), 4091 nucleotides. It is a transcript of the gene Tob2, whose product is annotated as transducer of ERBB2, 2. Gene Ontology annotation, molecular function: transcription corepressor activity. Gene Ontology annotation, cellular component: nucleus; cytoplasm. The record is from RefSeq and is a predicted model, not a curated record. Gene Ontology annotation, biological process: regulation of gene expression. NCBI's taxonomy places the organism in Eukaryota, Metazoa, Chordata, Mammalia, Rodentia, Cricetidae.